AGUAGGUGAUUUCUUCAAACAUUUCUUACUUGAGGAUUAUACUUGAAGCAACACUCUUCCGCAGCUCUUCUUAUAGAUGUGCUGGAAUUAGUCUGCGCAGGAUCUGGACGUGUUGAUGUUUGAAGGGAGCGUUCACAGGCAAGACAAAGAUGACCAACAUAGCGAAGUCGGUGGCGGGCAGUGAUGUGACUGAGGAGGGCAGCCCAGUUGGAGAGGCCAAGCUGAACUCCGAGGAGCAAGAGGCUCCAUCACAGGAUGUCACAGGACAGUGUAUAGGAUCACCUCAAUCACCGACCAGCUACAAACAGAGGAGUGAGGAGUUCAGGAAGACAUUCAAAGAACUGGCUGAGCUGGAGAGACUGAUAGUAGAUUAUACCUGCGCUCUGCAGAAGGACAUUCUGUUGCAGGGCCGCAUCUACCUCACAGAGAACUGGCUCUGUUUCUACAGUAAUGUCUUCUGGGGAACAAAAAUAAUGUUAAAUAUGAGAGAUAUUGCAUCCAUGUCAAGAGAGAAGACAGCCCGACUGAUACCGAACGCCAUUCAGAUCUACACAAAUACAGAAAAGCUGUUCUUCACAUCAUUUUCCACAAGGGAGAAGAGCUACCAGACCAUUUUUCGUCUAUGGCAGAAUAUACUGAUGGACAAGCAGUUGACCAGGCAGGAGCUGUGGCAGAUGGUCAAACAGCACUAUGGCAAUGAUUUGGGCUUGAGCCUUGAGGAGAUGGAGAGUUUGCAGAUGACAGCAGAUACAAUUGCAUAUACACAGACCAGCCUAAACAUAAAAGCAGAGGAUCAAACUGGAAGGAUGGAAAGACCUUCCACUCUACGUCUUCCUCAGAUUGAACAGACUUCAUAUGAGGCCUCCACACCUCUGGGAGAUGACACGCAGUCUUCACUUGGACUACAGAGCACUCUCUCUGCAAACGGGGAGGACACACGGAGUAUGACAUCUCGCCAACGCAGUCCUGACCUCUCUCUAGAGCGCUUCAGCCAUGAGCAAGUGUCCAAGCGCUCUUCUCUGUCCUUGGACUUGAAUGCCAAUGAAGACCGACUCUCAGAAAACAGUUUAUCUGACAGCGUGGAGGAAGUGGAGCGUGAUUGUGUGUCCCAUGCGUCUCAAGGAAGGCUGUUUGUGAACAGGGUGUUUCAAAUCAGCGCUGAGAAAAUGUUUGAGCUGCUUUUCACUGAUUCCUAUUUUUCCCGGCGGUUUAUGGAUGUCAGGAAGAUCACAGGUGUGACCUCUUCUUCUUGGCAGAGGGACACCUCUGGCUCUAUGAAGAGGAGUCUGAAUUACACCAUCACUAUCACCAACCCACUAGUGGGCAAAUUUUCAACUGCCACAGAAAACCAGACUUUAUAUAAGGAGUCUAGGGAGGGACAUUACUACCUAGUGGAUGCUGAAGUCUACACACAUGACGUUCCGUACCACGACUACUUUUACACUCUGAAUCGCUACUGCAUUAUCCGCAGCUCCAAGCGCAAGUGUAGGCUUAGGAUUUACACAGAUGUGAAGUACAAGAAGCAGCCAUGGGGCUUUGUUAAGUCUUUCAUCACCAAGAACUCGUGGAGUGGCCUGGAGGAUUAUUUCAGACACCUUGAGGCGGAGCUGCUUGAGGAGGAAGUGGAGUUGACCCAAGGUUCGGGCGAUACUGGAAAGGGCGGCUUGCGUAGAAGGCGGAGGACCUACAGUCGCACCCUGCAGGAGCAUAUGCGGCCUGGCAAGCAGUAUGGUGCAGACACAGAGCAGCACAGAGAUAGCAGCAUGGGUGUAGUGGACAUGAAGAACACACAGAAGUGGAACAUCACCUCCAUUAUAGCUGGAAUGAGCGUCAUUCUUUUGAUUUUGACGGUGCUGAACCUUGGGCUCUUUUUUAAGCUGUGGGCCAUGGAGGACGUGGCCCAUCGCAUGUACCUCACCACAAAGCAGCGUGUGAGGGAGAGAGCCGAGGCAAAUUUGGCACCUGACCUAGGCCCCAGACAGCCUGUGUUUCACAGGAGCCAAGAGGAGACGCGCUUACUGAGGGCGGUGCUACAGGACUCCAUUAACCUGCUAGAACAGUUACGCAGCUCUCUGGUGGUGCUCCAGCAGAACUUCCAAAGCCACAACAAGACCUACAACCAGUUAUGAAAGCCACUGUGCCUGGUGACCACUGGAGAACAGGGGGAUCCGGCCCACAGGGUUUGCCCACGUAGAGGAGUGUUGCCAUAGAGACGGUUACUCCAGAGACUUCUCUCUGCCUUUGGGUUUUACCACUCCAGGUCUUCUGUGUUGUGGUUACAGGUGGCUGAAUGAUUUUAAGCUUCAUGCGAGAGCAUACAGCGUGGCGAUGGGCACAGGGAGCAAUGCAGGCCCGUUGCCCCUGCGAGGCAACAGCUCGUUUGUUAAAGAGGAAUUCCACCAAUUUUUUCAAAAUUUCUGCAUAAUUUUAUCUGUGAAAUGUAAACAAAGUCAUUCAGAGUGAUUUGAUGUAAAAAGUUCAAUUAAAGAUAAAGUUACAGACAGUUUCUUUACAGUGGUGGUGAUAGGAACCAAGGGUCACAAUGUCUAGAACACAGCCAUUCUAUUCACCAAAGUCACUGGUGAAGGUACACAUGCCUUCUGAGUUUUUCUGUGAUGUUGAUUAUGGUAAAAUAGUGGUAAAUCUGAAAAAUGUGUUGUAUGGUGACUAUUUUGCCUUUUAACAUCCUGGAGGGUAAGGAUUAAAAAAAU
Messenger RNA from Colossoma macropomum (tambaqui), 2711 nucleotides. It is a transcript of the gene gramd1c, whose product is annotated as GRAM domain containing 1c. Gene Ontology annotation, molecular function: sterol binding; sterol transfer activity. NCBI's taxonomy places the organism in Eukaryota, Metazoa, Chordata, Actinopteri, Characiformes, Serrasalmidae. Gene Ontology annotation, biological process: intracellular sterol transport. The transcript has 18 exons. Gene Ontology annotation, cellular component: endoplasmic reticulum-plasma membrane contact site; plasma membrane; endoplasmic reticulum membrane. The record is from RefSeq and is a predicted model, not a curated record. Bases 150 to 2129 code for a protein of 659 amino acids.